Parathielavia appendiculata is the source of this 1563-nucleotide messenger RNA. RefSeq lists its product as uncharacterized. The record is from RefSeq and is a predicted model, not a curated record. Bases 384 to 1286 code for a protein of 300 amino acids. NCBI's taxonomy places the organism in Eukaryota, Fungi, Ascomycota, Sordariomycetes, Sordariales, Chaetomiaceae. The transcript has a single exon.
UUAUGCUUCAGUUCAAACCUGACCCUCUUGAUUCAUCAUCUGAUAUAUUACCUACGACCCGUCAUUGAGGCGAGGAGUAGCGGUACACGACAUCCUCAGCGCCACACCAAAACCACUGUUCUCUCCAACCGCAUUGUAUCGCCCUUUGGGCGAGGCAAUUGCUUCAAUAGCAGCUUCGCCCUCUGUAUCCUCGCCAGGACUCCAGUCCGCCCAGCAGGCGUCGGCAGUUCCGGGCACCAAGCUCAGCCUCAUUUCCAGGAGCACAAAACUUUUGGUAUCACAGCAACCGUGACUGCUAAAGCCUUAUUGCUGUCACCAUCAUCACCCGUUCACUCAUCACUCGACUUUCCAGCAAUCUUGUACCGACGAUACAGGCGAUCAGCAUGCCCCAUUUCCGCUCCGACUCAGAUUCAUCAGACUACUCCCCGCGCCGUCACCGCUCCCCAAGACGACGCUCACCCACACCAGGUUCUCGCCGCAUCCGCGACCUCUCUCCGGUCAACAACGACCACCACUAUCACCCGCGCCUCCAAUUCGAGUCCCAUACCCCUUUCUACCCCGUGGCAUCAGGCGCUAACGGCCCCGGGCCCCGCACCCGCCGUCCGCACUCCACCGGCACUCCUUCAACAGACACCUUUGCCACGACGACCACCAGCACCCUGAGUCCAGAAGAGGCAACCACCAUGUCUCCUGCCAGAAAACGAACCCGCUCCCGAAGCCGGUAUACCCCUUCCACCUCCUCCAUCUCCUCCAGCGACGAUGAUGACGACGAGCACCGUGAUACCGAGGGGAGGUAUCUCCACCCCGGGGAACACGGCGAGAAAAAUCCGCACCCUAGAUCCAAAUCCCGUUCCCCGCUCGACAAAGCCCGCUCGCUGCUGUCCUCAAACCUCACAACCUCGACCUCGGGACUGGGUGUUGGUGUUUUGGGCGCUAUAGUAGGCGGGCUUGCGGCGAGCGAGGCCGCUCAUCAUCACUCCCAUGCGCAUGACCAUAAAAGACGGGGCGGAUAUGGUGAUGACUAUGAGAGGGCCAAGCACCUGCACUUGAUCUCUACCGUUGUGGGUGCGGCGGUGGGCGGGUUAGGGGCGAAUGCCAUUGAGAAGAAGAUUGAAGCUCGCGGGAGGGAUAAGUCGAGUUUGGGGAGGGAAGGUGGGGUUGGUGGUGAUGAUAGGGAGAGGGAGAGGGAGAGGCAGAGAGAGAAGGAGGCUGUGAGGUAUAGGGAUGAUGUUGGUGGAGGUGGUGGUGGUGGGAGGAGAAGGAGUGGGGAGUGGAAGAGGUAUUAAUCUGGAUACGCUUGGCCUUUGCUUGGGCUGGGGUUGGAUGUCUGACUGUUGAGUAUAACAUGUGAUAACGGCGACUUUCUGGAUUGGAAAGCGUUGGUUAUGUUGAGCGUGUGUCGGAUGCGACAACGAUCGAAGGUUACGAUUUAAUGACUGUGUUAUCAGCGGUCUGCGUGGACGGGAUGGAACACUGGAGAAGAAUACAUACAUACCUACUGAGAGGAUUGGAUUCUUUUUGUACUAGCCCUCCUUUAACUUCGCUGUUUCCCCCACCCCUCCC